This is a messenger RNA of Eremothecium sinecaudum, 3024 nucleotides long. RefSeq names its product Nmd2p (gene NMD2). Gene Ontology annotation, biological process: nuclear-transcribed mRNA catabolic process, nonsense-mediated decay. Gene Ontology annotation, molecular function: protein binding; RNA binding. Gene Ontology annotation, cellular component: cytoplasm; exon-exon junction complex. Lineage: Eukaryota; Fungi; Ascomycota; Saccharomycetes; Saccharomycetales; Saccharomycetaceae. The record is from RefSeq and is a predicted model, not a curated record. The transcript is spliced from 2 exons. Bases 1 to 3024 code for a protein of 1007 amino acids.
AUGGACAAAGAGCAAAGGUUACAAUUGCUAAAGUUAAACUGUGAAGCUUGGCAUGGUGUAGACGUGUAUCCCAAUAGAUCUAAUAAGCUUGAUUCAAGUAUAAAGAGGAAUACUGGCUUUAUUAAAAAGCUAAAGUUAGGUAUUACAAAAGAUUCUAAGGAUUUACUACUUAAAGACAUAGGUGAAGUACUAUUAGAAAAAUACCUAUCAGAGGUUAUUGCAGGAACAAAUGAAAGCUUAUCAAAACUAUCGGGGAAAAAUGAAGAUUUGCUAGCCGCAGUUGAGGUGGUUAGUGCAUUACACCAAAGAUUUGGUAGUAGCUUUACGAUUAAGUUAAUGGAAUUGUUUGUCUGUAAUUUUUUGCACCCGGUGGAUGAUAUUGAAGGUGAAAAGGAAGAACUCAAUCGGGUGAAUCACUUGAAAGCGUUGUUAAAACUCUUCACAGAACUGUACCUUCUAGGUCUCUUUAAUCAUAUGGACGAAGUUCCAGGGGAAAGGUUGCCCAAUUUUCUAACCAGAAACACAGCAUUGCCUUUGGCUAAUAUUCUAAAAUAUACGAUAGCAUACAAUCAUAAGAACGGGAUCAGGUUAAGUCUUGCUAUAACGUUUAUUAAAAGGUAUCCGGGCCUUUGUAUAGAGGAUGAUACAUCAUUAGAUGAAUUUAUUCAUCAUGACAGCUUGAAGACAUCAUUGAAAGAACUUUUUACGGCACUAGCUGAUAAUGUGCUUAAAAGAACCGCAGAAUUGAGUAGGAAACUGAAUAAGCUACGGAAAGAGCAUCAGAAAGCUCAAAUACGUACUGGUAAACUAUUUGAUGAAUAUGCGGUACAAUACAAGGAUAUGAGACCGGUUUUUGAACGGUACAAAGCAGCUGCUGAUGUCCUGGCAGAAUACUACAAUCUUCAGUUACCGGAACUGGCAGAUAUAAAUUACGAGAUAGAAUCGGAGGAGGUUAAGACUGUAAUAACCACUCCAGUUAAAAAUAAUAGUGCUAAUUUGUGGUCUAGUGAAGAAAUAAGGAAAUUCUAUGAGGAUUUACCAUCAAUUUCCAAACCUGGUAUAGAACUUGCUAAUUCCAAUUCGCCUACUACUAAGAAGCUUAACAAAUUCUUUUCUGAUUUGGAGGAAUGUGAAACGAAGGAAAUGAUCGAUAAAUUAUCAGAACGAUAUUGGUCUGCCUCUUUGGAUAACAAAGCAACUCGCAAGAGGCUUGUUAAAGUUUUUACAGAACAGGAAGACAUGAAUAAACUAAGACUUUAUGCAAGGUUUCUCGCAACGAAUGUGAACUUAAUGCCUGACGUGAAAGAUGAAAUAGUAGAGUAUUUGGACAGUGCCCUUAAAACCCAAUUCCAUAACCAUAGGAUUAAUGUGAAGCAUAUUAACUAUUUCUGCGAGAUGGUAAAAUUUGGUUUAGUACCGAAGUUCAUUAUUCUGUAUAAGAUCAGAGUUCUUGUCAUGAAUCUACUACUGCCAUAUAACAUAGAGAUACUAACUGUGUUUUUUGAAAACCUUGGUCGGUUUUUGAACAACAACCCAGAAUAUAGUGCACAGAUGGCAAACAUGAUGGAGCUUAUCAGGGAAAAGAAAAAAGAUCACAGGUUACCACUAACGUGCAAAAAUGCAUUGGAGAACUUAAUACUGUUAAUAUAUCCUCCAAAGUUAAGUUCUUCAAGCCUUCAAGGUAAGACCCUGACAGUCGAGCAGAGGUUUUACAGGGCUCUCAUAAGGAAGGAACUUCAUUUGGUAGGUUUUAAAAAAACUACAGCACUGUUGAAGAGAGCAAAUUGGAAAGACGAGGAUGUUUACAAGACCCUGUUGUCUUUAUUUACAAAACCCCACAAGAUUGGUUACCAGUCGAUAUCUCUCAUGGCUGAAUGUCUAGCGUCCAUUUAUUUAUAUCGUAGAGAAUUUGUUGUGCGUACUGUGGACGCAAUAUUGGAAAAUAUCGAGCGUAACCUCGAAAUCAAUGAGGAUAGCUAUAAUAUGAAACAAAUUGCACAAGUUACUUAUAUGUCCUGGAUUUUUAACUACGGUAUGGUUAGAAGUGAAGUGAUUCUAGAGACCAUGUAUCAUAUCUUAAAGUAUGGCUAUCCAAAUGGUCGACCUACCGCAUCAUACAUUAAUCCGUAUGAUCUACCAGAUGACUACUUCCGUAUAAGAUUAAUAUCCACCAUUAUUUCAAAUAUGGAAAAGACGACUCCCAACUGGGAGAAGAAGUUUCCUCUCUUUCUAAGGUUUUUCGAAUACUACAUUCUAACAAAAAGCAAUCCUUUGCCCAAAGACAUAGAGGCUUGUGUUUCUAACAUUUUUGACAGUUAUGCUUCAACUUUAAAUUUCGAAAGAGCCACGGACAUUUCCGACUGUGUUCAGCGGUUGGAAGAAACGUUAAAACAGAUGGGUGUUAAGAAAGCCACCCAUGAAGAGCAAGAAGAAGAAAACGAUGAACCCGUAACUGUGGAUGUAAGUGAGAAUGAUUCCAGUGAUGAUGACUCCAGUGACAAUCAAGAAGUAGAUGCACAAAAUAAUUCACCAAAUUAUAAUGACAACUUUAACAGUGAUUCACAAGUAGAAGUUGAGAGUAAUGAAAACAGUGACGAUUCUGACGACGCUUUUAUAGUUACUAGAGACCUAGAAAAGAAGAGGAUUGAGGAAGAAUACGGAAAAGAAACAUUGUCCUACGACGAUCUUAAGGCAGAGGAAGAAAUGGAAAAGCAAUAUCAACUAGUAAUGCAACAAGCAUUGGAGUCUCGCAAAAAUGAAAAGGUUUCGAUGAAUAGUAUUCCUAUUCUAGCAUCUGGAAUUAACACAUACGAUAGAAGUGGGGCUGGAGACCGCAACUCCGAGGAUAAACCAGGCAAAGUAGCUUUUACAUUCCUUAAUAAGAGCGGAAAGAAAACUCAGGCACGUUCAAUUGCCCUCCCAGAUAAUGUAAAAUUCGUCAGCGACGCUUUGGAAGGAGAACAACGGUUGAAGAGUGAAAGAGAACGCAUUAAAAAAAUUGUAUUAAGUAGAAAUUUCGAAUAA